Mesoplodon densirostris (Blainville's beaked whale) is the source of this 1377-nucleotide messenger RNA. Its product is annotated as olfactory receptor 10D1B-like. The record is from RefSeq and is a predicted model, not a curated record. Gene Ontology annotation, cellular component: membrane. Gene Ontology annotation, biological process: G protein-coupled receptor signaling pathway. Gene Ontology annotation, molecular function: olfactory receptor activity. Lineage: Eukaryota; Metazoa; Chordata; Mammalia; Artiodactyla; Ziphiidae.
AUGCGGUGGUGCCGGGACGCUGCCGCUCCAACACCGCUCCCGGCUCUGCCCACACUAGGCUCUCCCCUGAGCCACAGUGCCUCCUGUUCCCUGAGAGCCGCCGCCAGUACCAGAUCCACCCCUUCCCACCCUCAGCAUCCAGGGCAGAGAGCCAGGCUCGCUGAUCUGAUCCCUAGAGAAACCAAGUUGGCCUCUGAGCCCCAAGAUGGGCACGUCACCACACCUAACCACUGCUGCCUUCCCACCGACGCCUCAGCCACCCUCCACGCUUCCGGAGGCCAGGCAGCGGGCCGCACCCCCGACCCGGGUCCUAGCACCCGACACACACCCUGCAGAGCAUCGCUGCUAGCUGAAAAGGCUCAGGUCAAAAGCUGGAGAAGGACGCGAUAUCACGGUGUGAGGAAUGCUUCAGUGGUGACCGAGUUUAUUCUGCUGGGCAUCCCACACACAGAGCACCUGGAGACCGUGCUCUUUGUCCUGUUCUUGUCCUUCUGCCUCUUUACCCUGAUGGAGAACCUGCUCACCCUACUGGCAGUUGUCUCCUCCAUUCGACUUCACGCUCCCCUGUACUUCUUCCUGUGUAAACUAUCAGUGUGUGACAUAUUUUUUCCUUCUGGUAGUUCCCCCAAGAUGCUCUACUACCUCUCAGGGAACAGCUGAGCCAUCUCCUAUGCAGGCUGCAUGUCCCAGCUCUCCUGCUACCAUUUCCUGGGAUGUACUGAGUGUUUCCCGUACACAGUAAUGGCUUAUGACCGCUUUGUUGCCAUAUGUUACCAUCUGCGCUACACAAUAAUCAUGAGUCACAGAGUGUAUGCCAUCCUGGCCAUGGAGACCUCAUUUUUUGGUUGUAUUCAGGCCACCUUUCUAACUACUCUCACAUUCCAGUUGUCCUUCUGUGGCCCCAAUGAGGUGGACUGUUUCUUCUGUGAAAUCCCAGUGAUGCUGAAGCUGGCUUGUGCAGACACCUCAGCUCUGGACAUGGCGGGGUUCAUCAAUGUGGGCCUCAUGCCCCUCAGCUGCUUCCUUCUCAUCCUCACCUCCUACAGUCGCAUUGUCUACUCUGUCCUGCAGAUCCGCUCUACAGAGGGCCAACGGCACGCCUUCUCCACCUGCAGUGCCCACUGCACUGCCAUCCUGCUUUUCUACAUGCCAGUGGUCCUCAUCUAUCUCAGGCCAACCCCAAGCCCCUGGAUGGAUGCGCCUGUUCAGAUCCUCAAUAACCCGGUCACCCCCAUGCUCAGCCACUUGAUCUACAGCCUCAGGGAUAAGGAGGUGAAAUCAUCUCAGAGGAGGGUCCUGCAUCAACUGGGCUUCCUUCCUGAGCAUUAUAGAGAGAGAUCAGUUGCUAACACUUCAACUGCACUUCAUAGUUUAUGA